CGCGAUCAUUCGUAAAAUAGAAUAAAUUCCGCAAAAUUCUAAAGUUUUUGCAUAAAUUGCGUGCAGAAAAUAACGCGCGAAAAAAAGCGUGGUGUCGAAUUUCGUCGUUUUCGUGUCGUCUAUGGUAACAUUGUCACGUCGGCUGAAAGAACUCACAGAAAUGUUUUGUUGACAAUGAUAAAUAUUUCAUUUUCUCGAGAUAUUUUUUGUAUUUUCUCCAUAUCCUAGAUGGAUAAGCAGGAUAACUACGUUACGGAGGGUCCUGUAUCGUUUACAGGCGGUGUGAAUCGAAAAAACCAUUCAAACAAACCUGUUCUUCAUCAUAUAUCCGACAAACAUCCGAAACACGUUCUAGAAGCUUUGGACGGGCUUCGUCAGUGCAAAGAGCUUUGCGAUGUCGUUUUAAACGUCGGAUCUCGAGUUUUAUACGCUCAUAGAGUUAUUCUAGCUUCUUGUAGUCCGUAUUUUAAGGCAAUGUUCACAGGGGAACUUGCUGAAAGCCGUCAAAUGGAGGUGCCCAUAAGAGACAUCGAUGAACACGCGAUGGAGUUACUCAUAACUUUCGCCUAUACGGGAUCAAUAACAAUCAAAGAAUCAAACGUACAAACGCUUUUACCGGCCGCUUGUUUACUACAGCUUAGUGAAAUUCAAGAGAUUUGUUGCGAGUUUUUAAAAAGACAGUUAGAUCCUACGAAUUGUUUGGGGAUCAGGGCAUUUGCUGACACGCACGCCUGUCGGGAACUCCUGCGAUUUGCUGACAUGUUCACACAUCAUAAUUUCCAGGAAGUCGCUGAAAGCGAAGAAUUUUUAUUACUUCCAUAUGGCCAGCUAUUAGAUAUCCUAUCGAGCGAUGAACUCAAUGUGUCGUCAGAAGAGCUUGUCUUUAAAGCGGUUAUGUCAUGGAUUAAGCAUAAUGUAUCCGAGCGUCGCCACCAUCUUCCGUCUGUGUUGCAACAUGUCCGACUCCCACUGCUCGGACCAAAAUUUUUAGUAGGGGUUGUCGGUACUGACAUGUUGAUCAAAAGUGACGAAGCAUGUAGGGACCUUGUUGACGAGGCAAAGAAUUACCUUUUAUUACCUGAGCAGAGAUUACUUAUGCAAGGUCCCAGGACUAGACCGAGACGGCCUACAAAGUGUACCGAGGUUCUGUUUGCGGUAGGUGGGUGGUGUAGCGGUGAUGCUAUUAAUAGCGUUGAAAGGUAUGACCCUCAGAAUGGUGAGUGGAGGUUGGUUUCACCCAUGAAUAAGCGACGUUGUGGGGUUGGUGUUGCCGUAUUGGAUAACUUGUUGUACGCGGUCGGUGGCCAUGACGGUAGUAGCUACCUUAAUAGUGUCGAGCGCUAUGAUCCAAAAACUAACCAGUGGAGUUCUGAAGUUGCACCAACCAGCACAUGUCGGACUAGUGUCGGAGUCGCUGUUCUAAAUGGGUAAGUAUUCUAUACUAGCUAAAUAUGUAAAUUAACCAUUGAGUCGCAUUGCGCCCUGAUGCGCCAUACUUUAUUAUUUUACUCUGUCUAAGGAAAAAAAAAAAUAUGUGGGUUUCCGGUUUCCUCUUGUAAAAACUUAGGUAGGGUAGGUCGGUUUUAACUUUUUUUUUAACUUUUUUUUAAAUUUUCCUAACAACCGGACGCCAUUUUGUUUAGUCAGUGCUUCCACAUCCAAACAUAAAUUUCCCUAAUAUUGCCUCAAAUUUUCAUUUUCCACAAACGUUUUGCUCUAAGUGGAAACACUUACAAGCGUGAUCCAAUAAAAAAGUUUAGGGUCGGGAUUUCGACGUCCAAAAGCUAGGUAGGGUCGGGAAACCCACAUAUUUUUUUAUUUGGCCUAACACCAGACAAUUUUAAUUGUCAAGCGGCGAGCACUGGUCAAUCGCUACAUUUCAAUUCACUAUACUUUGUAUGACAGCAUUAGUGUUUAACCACUUGUGUGAUUUUCAAAUAUUUCAAGGCACUCUCUAUCAAAUGAAUUUACUAAUAAUGUUUUCCCACUUAUGUUCAGCCAUAUGUAUGCAGUUGGUGGGCAAGACGGAGUAUCCUGCCUCAACAUUGUUGAACGGUACGACCCGAAAGAGAACCGCUGGACCAGAGUUGCUCCGAUGAGCACAAGACGACUAGGGGUAGCUGUGGCCGUGCUGAACGGCUUUCUCUACGCAGUUGGGGGGUCGGACGGGACCUCGCCAUUAAACACGGUUGAACGUUAUGAUCCCUCAGCCAAUCACUGGAAAGCCAUGCCCUCAAUGGGAACAAGACGGAAACAUCUUGGUGUUUCAGCUUUUCAAGAUAACUUAUUUGCUGGUAUGUAUUUUGAACUAAAACUGAACCAAAUCAUUAAAACAUCCCAAAUAUCUGAACACUAUCAAUUCUGUUGUUUUUAAUUCACUUGUUAUUCAAAUUUAAUACAGUUAAUUUUAUUUUUCUCAGUGGGUGGUCGUGAUGAUUCAACUGAGCUGAGCAGUGCAGAAUGCUUUGAUCCAGAGACCAACCAAUGGAGCCCUGUGGUCGCAAUGAACUCCAGGCGAAGUGGUGUUGGUCUUGCGGUCGUCAACGGGCAGCUGCUUGCCGUCGGUGGUUUUGAUGGCACCACCUACUUGAAGACCAUUGAGGUCCUGGACUCAAAUAACCAGUGGAAGAUGUAUGGUGGGAUGAACUACAGAAGACUUGGUGGUGGUGUAGGGGUGGUUAAAGUACCAUUGUGUGAUACCAUUGGGUGUUAGUGGUGGUGUUUAUACUGUAAAUGGGUUUCAAUAAGCACUAUUGUUCAGCAGAAAGUGACCGACCAAUAACUCACAGAGUGAAAAAAUGUUUCAUUCUUUAUAUAUUGGUGUAGCAUUUGGAAUUACUUAAAAAAAUACAAAAUGAAAUUCUAAUCUCAAACUGUCAGAACCAGUGAGGCUUGAAAUGUUGAAGUUCUCUUUGUAUUUUUCAGGUAGUUGUAUCCCUAUCAAUCUGAAGCUUUCAAAGACAUUUUGCUCAAUAGACCUUGCCGAUUAUUCUCUUUCACCCAAUGCAUGUCAGGGGCAGAUUAGAUUAUAUUCCCAUGUGUUCCUAUAUGAAUUUGUUUCUUGCUGUUCUUAGGCUCUAUUACAAAGUGAUUUUUAACCGUACUUAGCACAAAACAUGAGUAAGUAUUUGACACGAAAACGAGGCCAUUGGGUGAAAAGUGAAUAAACAGUAAGGUAUAUUAUCUAUAAGUGUCAAUAUUUUUUUUGACCAUUAUUUGUUGUUGGAUAAUGCUUACUGAAAUCUACUAAUUGUAGAUAGUUGUGUACUAGGUUGGUAUGUAGAGGUAUACUAUUGUCAAAAUAAUAAAGUGUGUUGGU
Molecule: messenger RNA, 3319 nt
Organism: Paramuricea clavata
Lineage: Eukaryota; Metazoa; Cnidaria; Anthozoa; Malacalcyonacea; Plexauridae
Source: the annotation of a GenBank genome assembly